AUGGAUGCAGAUAAUAAAAAUUUAGUCUUUCACACAUUUAUGGGUUCUAUAAUUGGUUGCACAAUAAGCAAAAUAUUACUUUACCCUUUAGAUACUAUAAAAAUAAAUAAACAGAUUUAUAAACAGCCAUUUGAAAAAGGGAAUCAAGAAAAUAAAAAAACUCUUCUAAGUUAUUUUAAAAAUAAAAAUAAGAAUACUAUAUUUUUUUACAACUUUAUUAAAACAUAUGGAUAUAAGAACAUGUACAAAGGUUUCACAUUUUCAUCCCUCACAACCAUUCCGGCAACAUGUUUAUACUUUUGUUGUUUUGAAUAUUUAAAAUUAAAAAAGUUACAAUAUAAUAAAAUAUCUCAAGAAAAGGAACUUAUAAAUGACAAGUCAAAUAAGAGUGAUGACCUAAAUUUUAUUAGUUACUUUUCUCUAGCUUUUUUGUCUGAGGCUAUUUCAUGUAUCUUUUUUGUACCUAUAGAUGUUAUUAAAGAAAGGCUACAGGCUCAAAAAUAUCUACAGCUGAAAGAGCACAAGAAAACGUCCAUAUUAAUAAAAGAGUAUAUUCACAAACAAGGGUUAUCAAGAUUGUAUAGAGGUUAUGUCUCAACUUGUUUAGCCUAUGGUGUGUUUUGUGGGUCCUUCUUCUUUUUUCAGAACAUUGGUCAGAAUAUUAUGAAAAAACUUGAUAUUGAAUCAUCACAUUAUAACAACUUAAAAUUAAACCUUGCUUGUUCAUUUUUUUCUGGUUUUAUAAGUUCUCCAUUGGAUAUAGUCAGAAUAAGAGGAUUGAAAAAAUUAUUCAGAGAAGAUAGUGGAAAGAUUUACAACCUUUUUAAAGGAAAUUUUUAUAGAUGCUGUUUAUUAAGUCUUAGCAUGACUAUAAAUGUGUCAGUAAUAGAAAUGUAUAAAAAAUAUAUGAUUUCCAAGAAAUCAUAA
Messenger RNA from Plasmodium gaboni, 927 nucleotides. RefSeq names its product putative mitochondrial carrier protein. NCBI's taxonomy places the organism in Eukaryota, Apicomplexa, Aconoidasida, Haemosporida, Plasmodiidae. Gene Ontology annotation, molecular function: ferrous iron transmembrane transporter activity. Gene Ontology annotation, biological process: iron import into the mitochondrion. Gene Ontology annotation, cellular component: mitochondrial membrane. The record is from RefSeq and is a predicted model, not a curated record. The transcript has 9 exons. Bases 1 to 927 code for a protein of 308 amino acids.